Molecule: messenger RNA, 2528 nt
Organism: Scomber japonicus (chub mackerel)
Lineage: Eukaryota; Metazoa; Chordata; Actinopteri; Scombriformes; Scombridae
Gene: socs6a
Product: suppressor of cytokine signaling 6
Exons: 3
Coding region: 520-2127 (535 amino acids)
Biological process (GO): protein ubiquitination; intracellular signal transduction; regulation of growth
Cellular component (GO): phosphatidylinositol 3-kinase complex
Molecular function (GO): 1-phosphatidylinositol-3-kinase regulator activity
Source: RefSeq, a predicted model, not a curated record
GCUACAAAGUGUUAGCCAACCUAGACAGAAAGGUGUCACCUUUUUGUGUAAUGCUAGUCGCAAUGUAAAACCGCAUGUUUAGAGAAGUAGCUAAUCCUGCAACAUUAAGGCUUUACUAUUUGGUUUGGACGCAGACGACGACUAAAUUGAAGGUAACGUUGUAUGUUUUCGACAGCUAGCUUAUUGCUUUAGGUGACGGUAGUGAAGCUAUAACAUUAGCCAACAAUCGUUAAGGAGUCGACCCUUUUCAUGAACGUGUUGUUCAUAACAAAUGCCAACACCACUGGGUUAUUUCACCCAGUAAGGGGAGCAGAAGUGCCCGGCAUCAAAUGAAAGGUGGUGGAGGUGGAACUUGACCCAUCCAACUGAGUCACCAUUUUCCUGCACACAAUGGGUUUGGUGGCUCCACUGUAUGCAUGACUUGUUUUGUGUGGCCUGAUGGGAGGAUACUGUGGAUAGUACUUUCAUCAGGAUACGAGGAGAGCCAUCCCAUGCCCCCACUUUGGAGGGCCUUUCAGAAUGAAGAAGAUAAGCCUUAAGACCAUCCGCAAGUCCCUCAGCAUAAAGGGCAAAGAGGAGGGGGACUUUGUCAUGCUCCAGCAGCCCUCAGUGACCACAGAGUUUUCUAAGGAAGAGUCACUUUUUGGGGGCUGCUACACCAAAGACCUUUCAGGUUGUGAUCUUGGUGGCGAAGAGGACAAAGGCCAGAACAAGGGCCGGUCCAAGAGUGAGAGCCUGAUGGGAUCAUUAAAAAGAAGGCUAUCUGCCAAGCAGAAGGCAAAGGUGAAAGGUGGCUCCUCUGCCAUAGGCUCAGUCGAUGAUGAUGACACCUUCUCAUCCAAUUCUGUACCCAUUAGCUUCAAUGAGGUGAAAGCCCAGAGACCCCUGAGAUCUGCAUCACUACGGAGUCACCAUUACAGCCCCUCACCAUGGCCUCUGCGGUCAGUGAACUCAGAUGAGGCGUGUAUCAAAAUGGAGGUAAAAGUUAAAGCCAUGGUUCACUCUCCUAGUCCUAGUCCCAAUUUAAAUGGUGUCAGGAAAGAAUUUCAUGAUUUCCAGAUGGAAGGGCUCUUUCAGGACCAAGCGGAAUCAUUAAAGAAUCUCCAGCAGCCACAAAACGGAGAGCUCCAUCUAAAUAUUGAUGAAAAUGAUGUGCCUGUGGUGCUGGGGUUGACACCCCAGGACUACAUCCAGUACACAAUGCCUUUAGAUGAGGGAAUGUACCCGGAAGGGUCCCACUCCUUCUGCCUGGACAGCUCCUCUCCUAUGGAGGUGGUUGCUGAGGCAGACAAUGGGUCCCUCCACACAGACCAGGGACAGGAGGAACAUGAACUAGUUAGUGGGAUGCCACCAGAUCUUUUCAUGGAAACCUCAGUGAAUGGUCUUCUCAUCGGUUCUGCUGGUGUGAUGCUCCAAAGCUCAAGAGUAGAGGUCCCACCUCCCCUCUCUCCUCUCCUGCCGCCCAUGAUAAGUAAUGGACAUAUCCCCAGGACUUUUUCGGGGUUCAGCUCUUCAGACAGCCAGGUAGCCGAGAGAGUAAGACACCACCUUAACUUCGACCCAAAUUCCGCUCCUGGAGUCAGUCGGGUUUAUGAUUCAGUCCAGAGCAGUGGGCCCAUGGUUGUGACCAGUCUGACAGAGGAGCUGAAGAAGCUGGCGAGACAGGGUUGGUACUGGGGCCCAAUUACACGCUGGGAGGCAGAGGAAAAGCUCGUCAACUUGGCUGAUGGCUCAUUCCUGGUCAGAGACAGCUCAGAUGACAGGUACCUGCUCAGCCUGAGUUUCAGGUCACAGGGCAAAACUCUCCACACCCGCAUUGAACACUCCAAUGGACGCUUCAGCUUCUAUGAGCAGCCUGACGUGGAGGGACACACAUCCAUUGUUGACUUAAUCGAACACUCUAUCAAAGACUCAGAGAAUGGAGCUUUUUGCUAUUCCAGGUCUCGCUUACCAGGGUCUGCAACCUACCCUGUCAGACUAACCAACCCAGUAUCUCGGUUUAUGCAAGUUCGCUCCCUGCAGUACCUUUGUCGCUUUGUCAUUAGACAAUACACGAGGAUAGACCUAAUUCAGAAACUUCCCUUACCUAACAAGAUGAAAGAUUACCUGCAGGAGAAGCACUACUGAGGACACAGACAGGACAGUGGUAGCAAUUUGCACUUUUGUGUUCAGUUAAGAGAUUUAAACAAGGUUUACAGACAACCAUAGUUUUGAGAUGAUUGGUUCUGGUGGCUCUUGAUUUGUGUCCAGGUGACUCUGUCACUGUUUAGUCCUCCAUUCCACUGUUCUGGGGUUUUAAGAUGGUUUUAGGAGGCUCUGUUUGCAGAGGCAAAGGCCAACAGAUAAUCUAUUGCAAAAAGUAUAGCAGAGGUGUACAGUCAAGUUAUCCUAAUUGCAUACAUAAAUUGCAGACAUAAGGCAUGCAUUGAAAUGUAUGGUGAAGUGUAAUACCCAGCUGUGCAAAACAAGCAGGUUUUAAAUCUUCAUUAAAUUUGGGCCUGUGAAAAAAUACAGUUCUAAAUUUCACA